AUGUAUGGGAACCUUGCACACAUUAUUGUGGGGAGAGGUUUAUAUGUUAGAUAUUAUUACAUUGUAUGCCUGUGUGCAGCACUGAACAAAGCACAAGUCCAUGCUGACCUUUUUAAUGUUUUGCUCUUUCCUUUGAAGGUUGAACGAGCAGAUGCUGGUUUACCCAGCGAAGCAAAAAGCUCCCCUCUUCCUGUCUUUAACUACGAUGAAGUCACAAAGCACCGCUCUCUGGAAGAUGGCAUAUGGGUCACUUAUAAAGGAGGUGUUUAUGACAUCACUGAGUUUGUGGCGAUGCACCCUGGUGGGAAUAAAAUCUUGCUAGCAGCAGGUGGUGCCCUUGAACCUUUUUGGGCCCUCUAUGCUGUUCAUGACCAGGAAUAUGUGCUGGAGAUCCUCUCGCAGUAUAAGGUUGGCGAGCUGAGUGUGGAGGACCAGAAGAAGCAGGAGGACACCAAGGCCUCAGACCCCUACGCCUCUGACCCUGAGCGCCACCCUGUGCUUCGAGUUAACUGCAAAAAGCCCUUCAAUGCCGAGCCUCCUUCAGAGAUCCUGACAGAAAGCUACAUCACUCCUCAUGUGUUUUUCUUCAAAAGAAACCACCUUCCUGUUCCUCAGGUUGACCCGGCUUCAUAUCGCCUCCAAGUGGAGGGCCUGCCAGGAGGAGAGCUCUCUCUGUCUUUAGAGGACUUGAAGACGCAAUUUCCCAAGCACACCGUUACCGCUGCAAUGCAGUGUGCAGGAAACCGCCGCAGCGAUAUGAAUAACAUAAAGGAGGUGCAAGGACUGAACUGGGGCGUAUCUGCCAUAGGGAACGCUAAAUGGGGCGGCACAAGGCUCAGAGAUGUGCUCCUGGCUGCGGGGUUUGGGCCAGAAGUGGCCAAUUGGGCUCGCCAUGUCCACUUUGAAGGACUGGAUAAAGAUGUGACGGGGACAGCAUACGGUACCUCCAUCCCUAUCAGUAAGGCCAUCAGUGAGGAGGGCGAUGUGCUCUUGGCUUAUGAAAUGAACGGUGAGGAUCUUCCCCCUGAUCAUGGCUUCCCGUUGCGCGUCGUGGUACCGGGCGUAGUGGGAGCACGCAACGUGAAGUGGCUGGGGCGGAUUGUGAUCAGCGCAGAGGAAAGCGCCAGCCACUGGCAGCAGCACGACUAUAAAGGUUUUUCUCCUGGGACGGACUGGAGCAAGGUUGACCCCAAAUCCGCUCCGGCCAUCCAGGAGCUUCCCAUUCAGUCCGCCAUUACCGUCCCGGCAGACGGAGCUGUGAUCGACCGCAGCGAGGAAACGCUCACCGUUAAAGGCUAUGCAUGGAGCGGCGGCGGCAGAGAGGUGGUGCGUGUGGAUGUGUCCCUGGAUGGAGGGAACACAUGGCAGGUGGCCCAGCUGAGGAAUGGGGACGAAGGGGAGACUACUGAGCCGUCACCUCCUCCUGGUCGAGCCUGGGCCUGGAAGCUGUGGGAGCUGACGGCUCCUCUCCCGCCACAGGCUGAGGAGCUAGAGAUUAUCUGCAAGGCGGUGGAUAACAGCUACAACGUGCAGCCAGACACCAUCCUGCCCAUCUGGAACUUGAGAGGACUGUUGAACAAUGCCUGGCACAGAGUGAAGGUCAGAGUCAGAGAAGAUUAAUGGGAGGGACAGGUUCAGUGGUUCAGAUCCAUAACUGAGUCACCAUGAGGGAACUGUGUUUACAGAGUGACUCAGUGAUAAACAGGAAGAGGAAUUGCUGCGUAUAAAACAUUUAUGUGGUGUUUCCUAGAAUAUAACAGAAGAAACUGAAGCAUCUCAACCGUAUGGGAUGUCACUUGAAUUUUAGAGGUGAUGUAGGGAAGGGAGGGGCGUCCAGCUUUUCCUGAUUAACACUGAUGUUCAGGUCUCUGAAGUCUGAACCAUAGGUUUAGAUUCUCUUCAACUAAAGGAAGGUUCCUGGAUAAAAGUAGCCUCGACUUAAAUGAAUGUUUGUUGGUUCAUGCACUGAUCGAUGAACUCAGCAUUCUGUGUAACAUUUCUCUGAAGCUAAGUUUUAGAGUAUUUUUUUCUGCUUGUUUGAAGAAAGUAAUGGCAUCAGGCAACCUGUAGCCUGUGGAGUCCUUUUUAGGGAGAUGGUCCUUUUAAACAAAUAAAGCACAUAAUGAAAGAAUAAGGAAGAAAAAUAUCACUUGUAGAAAUUUAUUUGGGAGUUAUUUGCUGAUUUUGGAAAUCAAUUAUUUACUAAUGCCUUUCUUUGUAAUUUAAACUUUUUUGAUCUCACAUUGGAGAAAUUUACCACUUCAUUUAACCCAUCCCCUUGAGGAGCAGUGGGCUGCCAUCGUGAGGCGCCUUGGGAGCAAAAACAGGGGGUUAAGGGUCUUGCUCAGAGACCCAGAGUGGCAGUCUGUGGGAGUGGGUUUCUCAGGACUCCAUGCCCUAUGCCCUAACCACUAGGCCGCCACUAAAUGCUUACCUCAUUUAUUCCUCAUUAUAACUCUUGUUCCAAAGAGAAGCUAUAUAGGAGCUAUAGGUUACAAACACCUGUUAUAGACACCAUAGAGAACUGUGAGAGCUACUGGUUUUAAAGUGUUUUAAAUAAACAGAAGAAAAAAAAACAGUAAAUUGAUUAAUGGAAAAUUGGCUGAUUCUAGUCUUUAGUCUGAUUACUGGAUCUAAAGAAGUUUUAAUUUCAUAGUUUUAUAAUCUAUAGAGAACCUUUUUUUGUAAAUGAACACAAAAUCUGUAAACAAUUAGUUAAAUCUCUUAAAACAGGAAGGUUAUAGAGACAUUUGAUGUUAUUGGGAGAUGGAUUGUGACUUCUUGAAAAGCUUCAUAUCUUUUUUUUUCACAUCUUUUUUUCAGAAUUUUCUACUUUAGCUUGAACUUUGCGAUAUUCAUUUUAAUGAGAAUCAAGAAAUUAUGUGAAAAAACAAGUUGUAACCAGGUGAAAACAUUCAACCCGACCAUUGCCGCACAGCGCCUUCCUGCAAUAAAGCAGUGAUGGAAACGUCUCGAGCAGAAGGUCGUCCUAAAGGGUCGACUUUUGGAGACUCGACAAACCAAAACACUUUUAGAAAGCUCCUUAUUGUAAUUCAGUCGCCCUGUAAUUCCCACACAGGCAGUUUGAGAAGACUGCUUGUUAAUAGUAUAACUUUAUAGACUAGGAUUGUAGCAUAUUCUAAUAGAUAGACCACUUUUUGUAGGCUAAAUGUAGGUUGUUCUUUGAGCAACUGUCUGUCAUCAGAUUAGGCUUUCUUUAUGUGAGUCAGCAGUGCAGCAGCUGUGUCAAUGAGAGUGAGAGUUGCAUUAAAGCGGCGUCUCUGUUCCUCGAAGGACAAAACUGGAUAAGUCUGUCUACAAUAAUGUAUCCUAAACAUCUUCUCUGGCCUUAAAAUGUCCUAAAAAAACUGGAACAUGUAGUGGGUGGACAGCAAGUUAAAAUAUAGAUCUUAAUUCAGAUUGUAGCUGCAUUCAAACACUCAUUCAUUUAACUCAAACACACUGACAGCAGUCCUAGCUAAUUGUUGUAACUAAACCUACAUUUAGAAAAGAGCCUCCUGAAAUGUCAGCGUUUUUUUUUACUGAAAAGGGGAAAAUAGAAAUAAAAAAUGAGCUGCUAAGAAAGCUGUUUUCUCUUCUCAAACAGUAGUAGAGCCCUCAUUUGUCCUGAUGUUUACUAAUUUCUCAAAUCAUCUGUCCUCACUAUGACAUAAACUGUGCUGUCCUUUUGCAUUUGGUUGUUUCCUCCCUUAAAUUAAUUGCAUCGUUUGAGGUUAUGGAAGCUAAAACACCUUUAAUGUGGGGCUGAAACAAUCAGAUGAAUCAAUUAUUUAACUAAUAACCAUCUUAAUAGGCUUAAUCUGUAACUGGAAAGAUUCUAGAAAAUGCAGGACAUGAAAGAACCCACAGAGCAAUAAUUAAACCAAAAAUAUCAAAUGUUUUGCUGUGUAAAACAAAAUCGAUUCUGUUCAAUUUCACCACAUUUCAUUAGACAAUAUUUGCAUAGCUUCAAAAUACAAGUAUAAUGAUAUUUCUUUAGAUGAUAUUGAUUUUAAAUGUAAUUGCUAAUUGACCUUAAAUGUAAAAAAAUAUAUAUUAUUAUAUAUAUAUUUACGGGAAAACCUCUUAUUUCAUUGCCUUAGUUUUAUAUAAUUCUGUAACCCUCAGCAGCUGGUUGGCAACAACAUCUUGUGAGGUUUUCCAGAGCUAAAUUAUAUUCUUUUAAAAAUUACAUAUUGUAUUAAUCCUAUGCAUGGUGGUACGGAUCAUAUCACCAAAUUCUCCUCAAUUCAAACACAUAAUUUUGCAUUUAAGACUUAAAAAUCUUGUCUAUGAAAAUAUUGUAUACAGAACUCCAGGAUUUGUAGUGUUAACCAAACUGAGUUUUUUUGGAAUAAAUGAGAUUGUAUCUAACACCUCUUUUUAAGAGGGUAGCUGGUUUUUAUGGAGCUGUAAAUAUUUAGAUAAUUUUUGUUAAAUCAUACGGUGUGUAACUGGUGUCCUGCUGAGUUGUCGUAUUCAGUGGCAUUUUAAAAUGCUCUCUGUGCAUUUUCAAUUCUAGUAUACUGGAAAUGAUGCAGACUUCUGAUUUUACUCACUCUUUCUGCUGAUUUGGUUGCUGCUUAGUGUGAACCCUGUCAAAGUGCCAGUGCAACACCGCACUUUUUGGAUUCACUCGUUUUGUCAUUACACCAACUGCAGAAAUGUACUGGGUGCAUUUUGUUUUUCACAAUAUCUCAAAGAGAAAAUGGAGUUAAUUUUUCCUUUUAUACACUGAUUUAUACAGGAAAUCCAGUUUAAGUUAUUAAUCUUUUUAUGCCCAACAAAACGUUAUUCCUCUGAGUACAUGUUUACAGUAAAAUGUCUGAAUUUUGUUAUUUAUGUCAUUAAAAACUCCCAUGUCAUUUGUUUCUGUACA
Cyprinodon variegatus (sheepshead minnow) is the source of this 4879-nucleotide messenger RNA. It is a transcript of the gene suox, whose product is annotated as sulfite oxidase. Bases 1 to 1620 code for a protein of 539 amino acids. Lineage: Eukaryota; Metazoa; Chordata; Actinopteri; Cyprinodontiformes; Cyprinodontidae. The transcript has 3 exons. The record is from RefSeq and is a predicted model, not a curated record. Gene Ontology annotation, cellular component: mitochondrion. Gene Ontology annotation, molecular function: heme binding; oxidoreductase activity; molybdenum ion binding.